Molecule: messenger RNA, 1878 nt
Organism: Fraxinus pennsylvanica
Lineage: Eukaryota; Viridiplantae; Streptophyta; Magnoliopsida; Lamiales; Oleaceae
Source: the annotation of a GenBank genome assembly
AUGACGGAAUUUCUCGAUUUAGAAUUCCAGGACUCCGUCCGAAUGCCAUGGAAUGUUCUCCCGGGUACGAAAUCGGACGCGGCGAACUGCGUAAUUCCGAUCUCCGCCAUCUACACUCCCUUGAAACCUCUGCCCUCCACCUGCCCGCUCCUUCCCUACUCCCCGCUUCGCUGCCGUAACUGCCGAUCCGUUAUCAGCCCUUUCGCGAUUGUGGAUUUCUCCUCCGUCAAUAAGAUCUGGAUCUGUAGCUUCUGCCUCCAGCGUAACUACUUCCCCCCGCAUUACCAGUCGAUAUCCGACCAGGAAUUGCCUGGGGAGCUCUUCCCGCAGCACACCACGAUUGAGUAUGAGACAAUGGCUACGAAUGAGAAGCCGCAACUUGGGAGUAAUAAUGUUUUUUUGUUUGUGGUGGAUACUUGUGUUAUUGAGGAGGAACUAGGUUUUUUAAAAUCCGCUUUGCUACAGGUGUUGGGAAUGGUACCUGAGAACUGUUUGAUUGGGUUGAUUACUUUUGGGACAUAUAUACAAGUUCAUGAGCUGGGAUUUGCACAGAUUCCCAAAGUGCAUGUGUUCAAGGGGUCAAAGGAGGUGACUAAAGAUCAGGUGUUAGACCAGAUGGGCUUCUUUGCAAAAAAGCCAAGGCCAAGCACAGGCAUUAUUGCUGGAGUAAGAGAUGGGCUUUCGCAGGAAAGUAUUGCAAGAUUCCUUUUGCCUGCAUCUGAUUGCGAGUUUGUUCUCAAUUCGAUAUUAGAGGAGCUUCAGAAAGAUCCUUGGCCGGUGCCAUCAGAUCAACGGGCUGCUAGGUGUACAGGUACAGCAUUGAGUGUGGCUUCUCAUUUGUUGGGCAUAUGUGUACCUGGUUAUGGAGCCAGAAUUAUGGCAUUUCUAGGCGGGCCAUCAACGGAAGGGCCAGGCGCUAUUGUGUCCAAAAAUCUGUCUGAACCUAUGCGUUCUCACAAGGAUCUGGACAAAGAUUCUGUACCUCAUUAUCACAAAGCUGUAAAGUUCUAUGGAGAACUUUCAAAGCAGCUUGUUCAUCAGGGACAUGUGCUAGAUGUUUUUGCUUGCGCACUUGAUCAGGUGGGGGUUGCUGAACUUAAAGUUGCUGUUGAGAAAACAGGAGGCCUUCUUGUUCUUGCUGAAAGUUUUGGCCAUUCUGUUUUCAAGGAAUCAUUGAGACGUGUUUUUCAGUCUGGUGACCACAAUCUGGGACUGUCAUCAAAUGGUAUAUUUGAGAUUAGUUGCUCAAAGGAUAUCAAAAUUCAGGGAAUUAUUGGCCCAUGUGCAUCACUUGAAAAGAAAGGUCCUCUGUGCUCUGAAACUGUAAUUGGGCAGGGAAAUACCACUGCAUGGAAGAUGUGCGGCCUUGACAAAACUACUUCCUUGUGUUUAAUAUUUGAUGUUGUCAAGAAAGAGUGCUCAGAUGCUAUUGCUCAAUCAGAAAACAACCAGUUCUACUUUCAGUUUUUGACUUAUUAUCAGCAUGGCAGCGGACAAAUGAGACUUCGUGCGACUACUCUCUCCAGAAGAUGGAUCGCUGGACCUGGAAGCAAAGAAGAACUAAUUUCUGGAUUUGACCAAGAAGCAGCUGCUGUAGUCAUGGCACGUCAAGUUUCUUUCAAAAUGGAAAACGAGGCUGAAUUUGACCCCAUAAGAUGGUUGGAUAAGUCAUUGAUUCAUAUAUGUUCUCGGUUUGGGGAGUACCAGAAGGAUGCCCCAUCUUCUUUCACCUUAUCUCCUAGAUUUUCAAUAUUUCCUCAGUUCAUGUUUAAUUUACGACGUUCGCAGUUUGUCCAGGUCUUUAACAACAGCCCAGAUGAGACGGCACAUUUUCGAAUGAUUCUUAACAGAGAAAAUGUUGCUAAUUCAGUUAUGUAA